AUGGCAUCAAAUCAAUUAGGGCAGGCCUCAGCCGUUACGCAUCUUAGCGUUGUACAACUGCCCAAAUUUAGUGCGCGUCCUCCUUCAGAUCUAGUCGUACUCAAGCACCGCAACGUUUCAGUCUCUUGCCAGGCCAAUGGUGACCCCAAACCAAAAGUGACGUGGGCUAAAGAAAAUAGUGAGCUACCAUUUGGAAGAUCGAAGGUCGAUGAGGAUGGAACACUUCAUAUCUGGAAUACAAAGCAUGAAGACUCGGGAAAGUUUACCUGCGUAGCGUCAUCAGCGGGAAUUUUUAAGGCAUUUUCUGCAAUGCAGCUCUCGGUAUCAUGUAAGUAGUUAAACUCUAAAGGAGGUCUGCAAGUAUUUAUGGAGUUUUGUGAGUCUUUUGCGUUCACACUGGCGUCUUACAGACUCUGUAAUAAGUUGCAUAAAGACAGGGCUGAACAUACUCCUUGUGACAAAAGGAAGUAUUCCCUGUGAUUCUUUUCUUAAUACUUGAGGUAAUCAUGAUGAUAGCAAGAUUUAUGAUAACAUUUUAAAAUAGUGACGAUGAAAAUGAUCAUGAUAGUGAUUCUGACGGUGACGGUGGUAAUAACUGUGAUUGUGGCCGUGAUAGAAGUCACAGCUCUUGAUAUAAUUUUUCAGAAGAAAAGUGGUAAAUGAAAAAUGGUGUUGAUAUCUGUGCUAGCAGCGUGUCAGGGUUAAGUAGUUUCAAGAGUAAUGAUGAAGUGUCAAGUAGUCCUUGAUAGGUCCGGGUGAUCAAACAUAAGUUAGAGGGAAAAGAAAAUACUCUUGCCACAGUAGUCUGUUGGUACUGAGUUUCUGUUUACUCGCGAGACUGAUGACGUUUGAUGAAUGAGAAAGGCCAACUUUCCCUGACCUUUCUUAGGACUUAGUGAGAUGUGCUCAUCAAAAUCAAUAAUAUCAAUUUGGUGUUCAUUUGUCAGAUGUUUGCCAGUAACAGAGUGAUACAACUGCUUUUGUUUUCCGUCUCUUGACAAUGAUAUCACGACGAUAGUUUAGGAAAUGUAGUACGUUUCUAACUUUUUUUUAAUAUGUGCUUUUCUCGGAUGUUCCGCAAGAUUAAAGAAAUAAAUUCCCAUCCUUUGACCCAUUUGCUUUGAGUAAUAAUUCCCUCUGUGAUAAUCAAUAAUGGUAAUAUGAUGAAGUGUAGUCUGAUUCGGUCUGUUAUCAUAAGGGUCAUUGACAAAAUCGGAUGACCGCGAAGCGCUAGUCCGAUUUCGUCAUCACUUGUCCUGUCACCAAUUAAUCAAAACUAUGGCAAAAUUUGAGAAAGAAAAUAGACAUCGAUUAUACGUUCCCAUAAAAAAAGAACAAUUUACUCGGCGAAUUGCACGACAACAGCGCACGCAGACUUUUCUUCUUUUUUCAAUUGUUUUCACCAAAAGCACCUAGGUUUAAUAAGGAGGAUUACAAUGGUCAGUUGUUUGCACAAAAUUGAUUGUGUAGUUUAUUGCUUUGGGUAAAGAUGAAACCGUUGGUUCUUAAACUCAAGUGUACUGAGCCUGUUUCCUUCCACAAACAUAGGUGAUUUUUUUUCUAUGAUGCAUUUUCGUUGAUACAGAGAUAAAGACAAUUAUCUAGGUCAUUUUGAUUUCAAUAAAGAAUGUUUCCAAUUUUCUUGACCAGCAUGUGA
Messenger RNA from Pocillopora meandrina, 1657 nucleotides. Lineage: Eukaryota; Metazoa; Cnidaria; Anthozoa; Scleractinia; Pocilloporidae. The record is from the annotation of a GenBank genome assembly.